CAUUUUCUACACAACUCAUUCCUUUACCUCCCACCUCUAUAAAACCCUUCGCCCUCUCUUCCUCUUCACUUCAAAACCACUUCACACAUAAUACAUAUCUCUUUCUCUCUCUCUCUCUCAAAUUUUUUUUUUUUAUUUUUAUCAUUUACACUAGCAAAAAAUAUAUAUAUAUAUAUAUAUAUCCGGAAAAAAAUCAAAGCAAAGAUCAUGAACACAGUUCCUGCGGAGCUCACCGGAUACUUCCAAUAUGUAGCGCCGGGAAAAUAUAAUAACCAAACACCAAUCAUGGAGUCGGAAUACUUCAACAUGCACUCUUCUCCUACUUCUUCCUCCUACUACAUCAACGGUCUUAUUAACAACAACAACUUCUACUCUUCAUCAUCCAAUGGUCAGGAUCUAAUGACGAGCAACAACUCAGCAUCAGACGAAGAUCACCAACAAAGCAUGGCCAUCGAUGAGAGAAAACAAAGAAGGAUGGUCUCUAACAGAGAAUCUGCUCGUAGGUCAAGAAUGAGAAAGCAGAGACAUCUCGAUGAGCUUUGGUCUCAAGUGAUACGACUUCGUACUGAUAACCACUGUCUUAUCGAUAAGCUAAACAACGUAUCCGAAAGCCAUGAGCUUGCUUUGAAGGAGAACGCUAAGCUUAAAGAGGAAACUUCUGAUCUCAGACAACUACUCUCUGAGAUAAAAUCCAACAACGAAGACGACAACAAUUUUCUAAGAGAUCUUGAAGAUUCGAUAUCAAACACUAGAUCGGGUUCGGACCAAAGGGGCAGGGAUUUUGAGUUGUAUUAAUUAAUGAUCUUGAUCAAUGUUCUGCUUGUGUCAAGAAUGCAGAUUUCAUAAUAUAGUAUUAUAUGUUAUAUAUAAAAUAUAAAUAAAU
Messenger RNA from Brassica napus (rape), 883 nucleotides. RefSeq names its product basic leucine zipper 43-like. The coding region runs from base 208 to 795 and encodes 195 amino acids. Gene Ontology annotation, biological process: regulation of DNA-templated transcription. Gene Ontology annotation, molecular function: DNA-binding transcription factor activity. NCBI's taxonomy places the organism in Eukaryota, Viridiplantae, Streptophyta, Magnoliopsida, Brassicales, Brassicaceae. The transcript has a single exon. The record is from RefSeq and is a predicted model, not a curated record.